ACCUGUCAAAAUAUUAGAGCUUUGUUCCGAUUACCAAUAUACGCGCACAAAAAGAAGAAAAGAGCUUCAUCCACCACUCUAAACAAUGGAAAAGAUUCAGCACAACCAUGUACAAGCUAAAGGACUAAAGCUUCAUGUGGCCCAGAUUGGAACUGGUCCCAAGGUGGUGGUAUUCUUGCAUGGGUUCCCGGAAAUUUGGUAUUCAUGGAGGCACCAGAUGGUUGCGGUGGCUAAUGCUGGCUACCGAGCUAUUUCCAUUGAUUUUAGGGGCUAUGGACUCUCAGAGCAUCCAUCAGAACCAGAGAAUGCAACCUUUAAUGAUUUUGUUAAUGAUGUCGUUGCCGUUCUCGACUCUUUGGGCAUCACUAAGGCGCAUCUUGUUGCCAAGGAUUUUGGGGCCUUUGUAGCAGCCAUGGUGGGCAUACUUCACCCUGAUAGAGUGUCCACCAUCAUUUUACUAGGCGUUCCUUUCCUGCUACCAGGUCUCUCUCCACUCCAGUCUCAACUUCAUCUCAUUCCACCAGGCUUUUAUAUGCUAAGAUGGAUGGUACCAGGAGGAGCUGAAGCAGAUUUUGGCCUCUUUGACACAAAGACGGUUAUUCGCAAGGUUUAUAUUAUGUUCUCUGGAAGUUUACCCCCGGUUGCUGCUGAUAAUCAAGAGAUAAUGGAUUUGGUCGACUCAUCUGCACCUGUCCCACCAUGGUUGAGCGAGGAGGAUCUUGCAGAAUAUGGUUCUUUAUACGAGAAAAGUGGAUUCCGCACUGCGCUGCAAGUUCCAUACAGGACUAUGAUGCUGCCCUGUGGGCUGGAUGAUGGGAAAAUCAGAGCUCCAGGACUUGUGAUCAUGGGAGAGCAGGACUAUAUCAUGAAAUUCCCAGGGCUGGAAGACUAUAUCAGGAGCGGCAAAGUCAAGGAGUUUGUGCCCAAUUUGGAUGUCACAUUUUUGGCACAAGGGACCCAUUUCGUCCAAGAACAACUUCCUGAGGAGGUGAAUCAUCUCAUUAUCUCCUUCCUUAACAAGCACUGCGAAUAGAGCAAACCGAUGACCUAGUUGCUUCUUCAUCUUCUUCCUUCUUUACCGCUGAAUAAAAGGACCUUGUGCCAUUUAAAUAAAGAAUAAUAUGACCUCAAAAUGGUCAAAUUUGAAUGUAUUGGGAGUUGGAGAAUCUUCAUUUCAGUUCAAUUAAUGUGCUUGUAUUCACUCUUA
Messenger RNA from Gossypium raimondii (Peruvian cotton), 1207 nucleotides. RefSeq lists its product as uncharacterized. Bases 86 to 1033 code for a protein of 315 amino acids. Lineage: Eukaryota; Viridiplantae; Streptophyta; Magnoliopsida; Malvales; Malvaceae. The record is from RefSeq and is a predicted model, not a curated record. The transcript is spliced from 6 exons. Gene Ontology annotation, molecular function: hydrolase activity.